AUGACUCAACUCAAAUUCAUCACUCUCGACGUCUUCACCUCCAAGCCGUACUCCGGCAACCCGCUGGCAGUCGUAUUCCUCCCCGAAGACGAGUCGCACGCACUAACCCAACGCCAAAAACACAUGAUCACGCUCGAAUUCAACCUAUCCGAGACCAUUUUCGUCCACCCCAAGCAGGAGGCAUCUAAGCGCUCGAUCGACAUUUUCACGCUCGAAGGCGAGCUGACCUUCGCAGGACACCCCACCAUCGGCGCCGCGACAUGGUUCCUCUGCCACGGGCCGGACGCCGCCGCAGGCGAAGUGACCACGCUGGGCACCAAGUCCGGCGACAUCCAGAUCGCGAUCCAGGACCCGGCGACGCAGUAUGUAGCGGCCAAGAUCGCGCAUAACACGCGCAUUCACGGCGCGCGGUUUUCGGUCCAGGAUCUGCUGCGCUUGCAUCCGACGCUGGCGCCGUUUUGCGCGCAGGAUGCGUCAUUUCCGGUCUUCUCGAUCGUCAAUGGCAUGAGCCAAGUGCUCGUCGAGCUGCCGUCGCUGGAGGCGCUGGCGGCCGUGACGCCUGCGACGGGGGGCGAGAUGGUGGAUUCCGAAGGAGGCACGUACCUGGACGAGGGGUGGAGAGCGGGGCUGACCUGUGUCUACUUCUUUGUGCGAGAUGUGCAGGACAGUGUCAUGAACCAGAAGGUGAUCCGGACGCGCAUGGUGUUGGGGACUUUGGAAGAUCCGGCCACGGGGAGCGCGGCGAGUGGGCUGACGGCCUAUCUAACGCUGACGGAAGGCGAGGCGGGGAAGGAGCAUCGCUACCAUGUUGUGCAGGGAGUUGAGAUGGGGCGACGCAGUGAUAUUGGCGUCAAUGUGACGUUGGAUGGCAGCAAGCAGGUUGCGAAGGUUGAAUUGACGGGCACGGCGGUCGAAGUGUCGGAGGGUAAGAUCUUGGUACCGGAUGAGGAGAAAUAA
Messenger RNA from Penicillium chermesinum, 957 nucleotides. RefSeq names its product PhzF family phenazine biosynthesis protein. Bases 1 to 957 code for a protein of 318 amino acids. The transcript has a single exon. Gene Ontology annotation, molecular function: isomerase activity. NCBI's taxonomy places the organism in Eukaryota, Fungi, Ascomycota, Eurotiomycetes, Eurotiales, Aspergillaceae. The record is from RefSeq and is a predicted model, not a curated record. Gene Ontology annotation, biological process: biosynthetic process. Gene Ontology annotation, cellular component: cytoplasm.